Molecule: messenger RNA, 3973 nt
Organism: Patiria miniata (bat star)
Lineage: Eukaryota; Metazoa; Echinodermata; Asteroidea; Valvatida; Asterinidae
Exons: 4
Coding region: 545-1666 (373 amino acids)
Source: RefSeq, a predicted model, not a curated record
AAUUUGUUGAUAUUAAUCAUCAUCACAUUGAGAUGGAUGCGACUGACGCCCAAAGGUACUCCCCCGACGCCCACGAUCCAAACGGUAGAACUUGGAUGAUACCAGGCUAUGUCCCAAAAUGCCUUUUUUUCUUAGCCAGUGAGACGGAAUUUUGCUAUAAAAAAAACUCCAUUGUUCCGCACUGCAUACGAAAUUUACCAAUAAUCCCUGUGCGAUUGAGGAUGUCACGGUUCACCUCGGCAACACAAUCGACGUCCUACCUGUCGCACUAGAACUUGCCUGCAGUCUGCAACUUCUGGGUUUUUAGGGAAGCCAUUUUGAACCCCGUCACACACCUGUAUACAAACCGUGUUCUUUUGUGCAAGCCUGGAACUUCUUGUAGUAUAGGAGUGUUGAUUUUGACAAAAUCACUGCGGAUUUCAGACACUAAGCUACUUUCCAUCUUCCAAGAGGACCAGAACUUACCGAAGAAUUGACGAAGAAACUUUCUGCGUCAUUUUCAAGGACUUUUUUGGAGUGGGCUUUGCGCAAUUCGCUGUCAGUAAUGAGUAACACGAUGUACGUGCGGCAGAGCCGGAACCGACCGAGCGUGAGGCCUGGGGGAAGCCGGCGGGGCCGGGCACGGUCCAUGUCGCGCUCCCCGACCCGCUUGAUCCUCACCCCGGCAAAUCGCUCUCAGACGCGGGACGACAGCGGCUUGGGACGCGCCAUGCCAGCCCGCUUGAAGCUUCAAGUCCGCGAGCCCGCUAACGGCCGACCAGCACGUCAAAGCAGACGGCCAGCCGCCCGGCCCACCGCCCGGCCCACCACCACCACAUCAGAUGAAAACGAAAUGGCCAACACCAGAAGUGCCAACCCAGAGAAUUUCUCCAAGACCUUCUUCAGGAUAGUCUUUCUGGGCGCCACCCGAGUCAAGACCUCUGAACCGAGUAUCUUGGAGCUUAACGCGCUGGUUGAGGAGAUCCGUACUCGUGCCAGGGUGUACAGGGAAAGAGGCGUUGCCAUUCCGCUUUAUACCGUGCACAUCAACGCUAAGAGCGUAGCCCUAUUAGAAACCCAGACCCGAGACGUCCAGCACAUCCCAAUCAACCAGGUCCACUUCGUGGCCGCUGAUCCGCGCUACCCUUCCAUUUUCUCAAUGGUAGCCCGCGGUCGUGGUAACCGCUUCCUGUGCCAUGUCUUCGAAUGCAGCAGCUACAAGCAGUGUGACACCAUCACCAAGACGGUCUCUGAGGCGUUUCGCGUUGCUUACGAGAAGUGGCUGCGCGUGGAGGAGAACCAGCGCCGUUUGGAGGAGCGCAGGGCCCGCGAGAUGGACAUGGGAGGCCUCGAAUACUUCCAGGAGUGGGAUGACCACGCCCCCCGCGGCAUGCCCCUCUACAACAUCUCCAGCUACUACAACUCUGGCCACGCUCGCCCCCGCGAGUACCUCCGCCCUCGUGACGAGCUGCCUGGCCUGCCGGAGCGUCUGAUCGUCUCCCGAUCCAACCAGGGCAACCGCGAGCCCGAACCCGAGCCGUACUCCAUGCGCUUCAACUUCGAUGACGAUGAUUAUGACGAUUCGCCCCAAGAGGAGGUUUACGUGCGGCAGGACGUCAACAACGGGCGCCGAGGACGGCAACAGCAACAGCCGGUGGUAUUCGACAUCCGCCCGGACUGGGAAUAAAAUCCUGAAAGUCGGUUAAAAACCACUAACCAACCUUUGGUUUUGAUUUCGUCAAGUAAGCGACUUUUAACUGUCAUAAAUAUCAGAUGACCAACCUCUCAAAACCAGAAACCAAUUUCGCUUGUAUUGCCGUCUCCCCCCCCCAAAAAAAAACCCCAAUGAUUACAGACAAAAAGUUUGAAGUAGGCCUACAGUCAUGUAGCUGUCGAAGAUUUCUGCGCGCUACAAUUUUAGUAAGUUUUUCACAUAAAUUAAAUUGUUUUUGAAGAUGCAACCGUCAUCUUUGGAGUUGUACAAAUAAAUGUUUAAAAAGAACACAAAUCUAUUUCUGCCUGGUUUUGGGUGGUGGUCACAUUAUAUUUUCGGCAUAUUGAUUUGUAUAAAAUAUGAAAGAUGAAGUACACAGUUAUUUUUGUCAUACUGGAUAAAGUAGCAGCCAGUGCUGUAAAAAAAAUAAAGGAAAAAAACGUGAAAAAAGUCGUUCAACAUUUCUAUGCGUACUUAGACUAGAAAACUUUGAAGUACAGAAAUACUCAAACACUUACUACAUUGUGAUGAAUUUUUCAUGACUGUGCCAAACUAGAUAAAACUUUGACGCGCAUUUCAAUGUUUACAUGAAAGCUGCUUAAAAUGUUAUUUAAUACCGCAAAACAGAAAUUAGGGGCACUAUAUACGGCCUUUUAAAAUCUCAGAAAUGAUCUGUAGACGUACAUGUAUUUUCUGUAAAGGAAAUCUAAGCUGUUUCCUUUGUUUGCAGUUUUUCAUUGUUAUUAUUCCAUAAGUUUCUCACAUAAAAAGUGGGAAAGUACCAGGCUAGAUACUCGAGGUCAUUUUGAUCGAGGACGUACGACAAAAGGUGUUUUGGUUGGGAUGGCAGUGGGUCAUGAAUAAACAUGAGGUGAGUGGAUGAUCAGUGAAGCGCUGAAUUCCUAUUGGACGGCUAGAUUUCCAUAUCAAUUAGUGCCUCACCCUUGGAUUUUCUUUUCAAUCAGGCUAACUGUACACAGAACCUGUGUAUAAAAUACAUGUAGAAACUAUAGUAAGUAGGAUUCUACAAGGAUAAGUUUCAUGAAGGCUGCUUGUCAGAAAGAAUGUUGUUUUUUUAUCCAGAAUUUGCUUUGCUGAGCCGUAAAGGGUUACCAGCCAAGUGUCAUCAAUGUACAUGUAUACUUGGUCGUAACUGGUUCCCAACUUGAUCAAGGAAAACUGCUGAUAUGUUAUUUCCAUCUGAGCGCCUCCAUGAAAUUUGUCUUAGCUUGUUUUGGACUUCGACGAAAUCUGGGCUUAGCAGUUUUAUGUUUUAAACAAUCAACGAAUUAAAACGAUUCAAAAAUAUCGUGCACUGACGUGUAUAAAAUGCGCCGAUUUUGCUAAUUUAAAAAAAAAUCCGAUAAAUACAAGUUUACGAUAACACAAUAGAGUUUUAAUGACAUUUUUUUUUAAAUAUUAUUAUUGGCCAUGUAUUUUAUCUGUAUAUGGGGUAUGAAUUUGAGGGAAACAAACCAACUUGAUAUGUUUUAACCAACUUUUGUGGGUAUUUAAAGUGGAAAGGAAUGCAUAAAUGUGUGCCACUUAGGAACUAGAGAAGAUAUUGAUACUGUUGUUCAUGUUUCUAUGCAUUACACAAAAAUGGAGUGUGGUUUUACAUGUACAUGUACAUGUAUAUAUAUAAACAUGUACAUGUACAUGUCUUAUGAGGUUAUAGUUUUUUUUGCAAUUUUUAUUUUAUUUUAUAGCAGAACAGUAAGCGUGAAAGGAUUGUGGAGAAAGAAUGAUCAACAAUAGCAAUUACAAAUUUGUAAUUAUUUAUAGUAAUAGUUGUAGCCGUGUUAGGGUAUUCCUCGCUUUUAUAUUAUGUUGAAGACUAUUAUGUUAAACUUGUUUGAGUAACAAUAUGUACACGUAACAUUUAAACAAAAAUGAUCGUGAGUUUGGACAAUGAUUUGGUAUUAUGUCAAAAGGCAUGUGUUUUGCAUGAAGAUGACCCUGAAUAUAACGACCGAAACGUUGGCUUCAUUCCACGCUGUUUGUUUAGUUUCAUCAAUCACAGUUUCCUUUUUUGGAAUUAUUCUAAAUUGUACAUAGCAUUUUUUGGGCUAAAAGGUUAAUUUUUCUUUCACUUAAAUAUAAAGCAAAUUGAAUAUUUUUAUGGAAACCAUGCAUAGUAGGGAAAUGUAAUUUUCGUAUUUCUGUUCCUUAAAACACUUUUAAUAGUCAAAAUAAAUACCGUGUCGCAUUUGUAUGUACAUUAACCAUUUUCCCGGGAUUUUGCAUAUGCUGAAAUAAAUGCAUUGUGGAUACAGAAAA